AAUCAAAGUGAGAAUAGAUUCAAUUUGUUUAUUUUUUUUCUUCUGUGCCAUCAAAUUCGUUUUCCCGGAAAAUUUUAUUGAAAUUUGGUGCAUGAAAUCGGAAAAUCAUGAACUCAAUCAAAGAAGAAUUAUCCAUGCUUAUUGACUCUGCACUAAAUUUGGAAAAUAUUGUGGAUUUUAGAUCCCUUCAUAAGCUUUUGCAUGAGAUUGUGAAGCAUUUGGGAUAUAUUGGAAGCCAAAUUAGUUCUGAUGGUUCUGAUGCUUCUGUACCUCAGAAUCCGGAUGUAAAUAUUAGUGAUUCGAUUGAUAAUGGAAGGGUGGAUGGUAAUCGUAAUUUACAAAAUGGGAAUUCUGUGCAUUUAGAAAAUAGCUUAAAGUUACUGGAGUCAAGAGUUGAAGAGUUGGAAAACCACAUACAAAACAAUGGAACUACCAAUAGAAUAAACAAUGAAAUUCUCUCUGGUUUGAAUAGAACUGAAGAAGAUACUGCAGUGAAUUCAUUUUUAAUCGACAGUAAUUCUCAGAUUGAAAGUACUCCUCAAGGUAAUAAUGGGUACAAUCGGUACAAUGAGCGAUUGUAUGACAAUCCUAUCACAGAUAAAUCCUCGGAGAUCUCUGGACUUAGAUUGGAUUUGUAUACUCUGAGGAAUACAAUAGACCAGCACAGCGCAAAAAUAGCUACUAUUGACAAUGAAAUACUUAAUAUAAAAGCUCAUCAAUCCAUGCCCUUACCUCAAGAAUCCAAGAUACUUGAAUCUCAAGUUCAUUUAGGCCCAGAAAAAGCAACUCAACCCAUUUUCCCAUCCACUUCCUCCACCGAAAGCCCAAGUCUAACCCCUACAAGGGAUUCAAAUAUCAUUCCCGGAAGUACUUUUAACCAACAUACACCUACAUUAUCUAAUCAAGAAGAGGUCGCUGAAUCUUUCAACAAAAGAUUAAACUCCCUUGAAUUAAAGUACUCCCACAUUGAUCAGAAGUUAGAUGCCGUCAAAUGUCUCCGUGUUGAACUGCGCGAAAAACUAUCAAUGGAAAGUUUUGAAUCAGCUAUAAUCGAGUGGAAAAAUGCAAGUCAAUUUCUGGAGGAUAGGAAUCGAAGUGAGAGAAAUCAACUUAAAGAAAAAGUUGAGAGCAUCACAAUGAAUUUGUCAGAAAUAGAAAGGAAAUUAAUGGAGGACUUGAAGAGACUCGAGAGAUUAUUUGCUGAGCAAUUGCUUGAAUUGGAUCAAAAGUUGGCUAAAAUUAGAAAAUGUACCGAUAGCAAAGUGUCUGAAGAUGCAGCUGGUGGGAAAAGUAAGAUUCUCGGAGAUAUGACUUGCAUUUCUUGCAAUAGAUACGUAACCAUGCGACUUCGGGAACCAAAUUGUCUCGCUUCAGUAAUUGCUGAACCCUUGGGAAGAACAAAAAUUCAAUCAACCAAGUCAAAAGUCAAUGGAACCGGAAGAUGUGGAGGGAAAGCUUUUACAACUCAAAUGUUAGAUCCUCUCUCAAAAAGGACGGAAAAACGACUUUGUGGUGGGAAGCAUACAAUAAUCUCCAUUCAUGAUAGACUCACACGACUUUCCAUGCAAAAUGACAGUGGCACAAAUCCUACAUUUGGAAGAUUAAUUUGCGUGGACACCCAAAAUCCUUUUGAUGAAUUAAAUAGCAAGACAUCGGGAAUUCUGGGUGGGAUUGUCACGGGAGUUUUAGCCACAGAAUCACAUCAUAAUUAAAAUUCCUGUCUAAUUUGUAAUUGGCACGGAGGAAAAAGCAUUCUAGCAGCAACAAUACCUGAGAAUAUUCAACCUCAUUGUCAUGUUUACACAAAAUUAUUAAUAGAAAAUUUCAUCGAUGAAUAUCUUUCUAGUGGAAUAAAAAUGUACUUUUUUUCACCAAAACACGCACAUCUCACGGGAUUUUACGAUUUGUCUGGGGAAUACCAGAGAAUCUUGAAUAUUCAACCCACUCAAAGAAGAACUGAUAACUUGAACACUUGUCGGAUCAAAGGAAAAUUCAACAGAUUAAAUAAAAUGCAUUAUGCCCCAA
This is a messenger RNA of Phlebotomus papatasi, 2025 nucleotides long. RefSeq lists its product as uncharacterized. Bases 108 to 1712 code for a protein of 534 amino acids. The transcript is spliced from 2 exons. The record is from RefSeq and is a predicted model, not a curated record. Lineage: Eukaryota; Metazoa; Arthropoda; Insecta; Diptera; Psychodidae.